AUGCUUGCUCACCCUUCUCAUCAUUCUCACGCAGCCAAGAUGGGGAGUUUGCACAAGGCCACCUUUGUUCUCCUUAUGCUCUGCAUGUCAGCAUUGGGGAGAGCAGAAUAUCUCAAGUACAAGGACCCGAAGCAGCCCGUUGGCGCCCGCGUCAAGGAUCUGCUCGGCCGGAUGACCCUCACGGAGAAGAUAGGCCAGAUGACGCAGAUCGAGAGGAUAAACGCCACUGCGGAGGUGAUAUCAAAAUACUUCAUAGGUAGCGUCCUGAGUAGCGGCGGUAGCCCGCCUUUUCCCCGAGCGUCUGCUAAGGAUUGGGCUUCAAUGGUGGAUGAAAUGCAAAAGGCCGCCCUCUCCACCCGCCUAGGCAUUCCUAUGAUCUACGGCAUUGACGCUGUGCAUGGUCACAAUAACGUCUACAAAGCUACCAUCUUCCCUCAUAACGUUGGUCUCGGAGCUACUAGGGACCCUAUGCUGGUCAAGAGGAUAGGAGAAGCAACUGCUCUUGAAGUUAGAGCUACCGGGAUUCCAUACGUCUUUGCUCCAUGUAUCGCGGUUUGUAGAGACCCAAGAUGGGGACGCUGCUAUGAAAGCUAUAGUGAAGACCCAUAUGUUGUCCGGUCAAUGACCACAAUCAUCUCUGGCUUGCAAGGUGAUGUUCCCUCAGGUUCCGAGGGAAGACCAUAUGUUGGUGGAAGUAAGAAAGUUGCCGCAUGCGCAAAGCACUAUGUUGGUGAUGGUGGCACGUUUAUGGGGAUCAACGAGGGCAAUACAAUCAUCGACAACCAUGGGAUGAUGACUAUCCAUAUGCCUGCUUACUACAAUUCUAUCAUCAGGGGCGUAUCCACUAUUAUGGUCUCGUUCAAUAGUUGGAAUGGAACAAAAAUGCACGCCAACCAUUACCUAAUCACAGAUUUUCUCAAGAACAAGCUCAAAUUUCGGGGUUUAGUGAUUUCAGACUGGCAAGGCAUUGAUAAGAUUACUACUCCCCCACACCUGAACUAUUCCUAUUCAAUUGAGGCCGGAGUUGGUGCUGGUAUUGACAUGAUCAUGGUUCCUUUUGCCUACACAGAAUUCAUUGAUGGUUUGACAUCCCAAGUUGAGAAAAACAUUAUCCCCAUGAGCAGAAUCGAUGAUGCUGUCUACAGGAUUCUUCGGGUCAAGUUUACCAUGGGUCUAUUUGAGAACCCUUAUGCUGAUCGAAGCCUUGCUGGUGAACUCGGGAAGCAAGAACACCGAGAACUCGCUAGGGAAGCCGUCAGGAAAUCACUGGUGUUGCUGAAAAAUGGAAAAUCCGCCUCCACUCCAUUGUUGCCUCUCCCAAAGAAGGCCGGUAAGAUCCUCGUCGCCGGGAGCCAUGCUGACAACUUGGGCAACCAAUGUGGAGGAUGGACAAUCGAAUGGCAAGGAGAUACCGGCAAUGACAAAACUGUUGGGACGACGAUCCUUUCGGCGAUCAAGUCCACCGUGGACCCCAACACGCAGGUAGUCUUCUCAGAGAACCCGGACAGCGCCGCAGUGGGGAGCAGCAAGUACGACUACGCUAUCGUGGUGGUGGGUGAGCCACCCUAUGCCGAGUCGUUUGGCGACAACUUGAACUUGACGAUCCCCACCCCCGGCCCUGUGGUGAUCCAGACUAUCUGCAAGAGGAUCAAGUGUGUUGUGGUGCUCAUCUCCGGCAGGCCGCUAGUUGUGGAGCCGUAUGUUAGUGCCAUGGACGCAUUGGUCGCCGCCUGGCUGCCCGGCACGGAGGGCCAGGGUGUCACCGAUGUGCUCUUCGGCAAUUAUGGGUUCUCCGGGAAGCUGGCGACGACGUGGUUCAAGUCGGUGGACCAGCUGCCGAUGAACGUCGGGGACAAGCACUAUGACCCAUUGUUCCCGUUUGGGUUUGGCCUCACCACGGAGGCGAAAAAUUGA
Messenger RNA from Triticum turgidum subsp. durum (durum wheat), 1914 nucleotides. NCBI's taxonomy places the organism in Eukaryota, Viridiplantae, Streptophyta, Magnoliopsida, Poales, Poaceae. The record is from the annotation of a GenBank genome assembly.